AUGGUUCGUAUUACGGAGUGCGAUGCGGGUGACUCGGCAGCAUCCGACCGCGUGAUCGAUCAGUAUGGCCGUUGGGUAUCCGACGGUGACGAGGAUGAUGAGGAGGAGGAGGAGGAGGAGGAGGAGGAGGAGGAGGAGGAGGAGGAGGAGGAGGAGGAGGAGGAGGAGGAGGAGGAGGAGGAGGAGGAGGAGGAGGAGGAGGAGGAGGAGGAGGAGAUGGAGGAGGAGGCGAGGCGGAUCGCGAGGCGAGAGUUCAUGGAAGCCGCGGCGGCAGGCGCAGCGAGGGCGGCGGCGGGAGCGGCGGCGGGAGGUCGAUUGCUUGGGAGCGGGUUGUUGGGAGAGAAACACGAGGAGGACGAAGAGGGAGAGAAGGGAGAGGAGGAUGAUGAAGAAGACGAGGAGGAGGAGGAGGAUGAGGAGGGCUGGAAUGACGUAGGAGGCAACGAGGAUUGGAUCGGCGGAAGGGGCGGCGGCGCAAGAGGGGGGAGCGGCGGAGGGGAGUUGAAUCUGCGCGCGACGAUGGGGGCGGCGGAGGAGGCGCAAGAUAUGGCGCGAUGGGUGGGCACGGACGAUACACUCGAUAUGGAGGAGGAGGAGGACGAUUACGACCGAUUCGCAGAGGCCGUGGGAUUGGGAGGAUUUGGAGGGGGCGGCGGGGGCAGCGGCGGAGAAGCUGACCUGGAGCGCGAGGUUUCUGACGAGGAAGCGGAUGAGGGUGACGUGGCGGCGGGCGGUGGCAGGGUUUUGGAAGGGGAUGGGAGGGUAGGCGCGGGAAAGGGAGGGGCGGGUACGGGAGGAGCGGGGGGUGCGGGGAUGGGGGGAGCGUCGGCGGGAGCGCUGGUGCCAGUGGGGAGGGGGAGGGGGAAAGGGAAGGGGCGGGGGAGGGGGGUGAGGGGGAAGGGGAGGGGGCGCGGGGGCGGGAGAGGGCUGGGCCGGGAGAGGGUGGAUUGGCGGAACGAGUUUCAGGAGCAUGUGGAUCGAGUGGGGCUGAUUUUCCAGCGGAUGGGAGCCGGGGAGGAUCUCAGAGCGGCAUCACAAGGCGCAGCGCUAGAGGCCGCUGCUGCUGACUCUGCUGCUGGCGCUGCUUCUGGUAUUGCUACUGCUGCUACUGCUGCUGCUGCUGCUGCUGCUGCUGCUGCUGCUCCUUCUGCUCCUGCUGCUACUGCUCCUGCUGCCACUACUGCGGCUGUGACUGCUGCUGUUGCUGCUGCUGCUGCUGCCACUGGUCCUGCUUCUGAGGGGGAAGGUGGCCUUGCUUCUGCGAUGGUGAUUGCUAGUGCUGAUAGUGCAAUCGCGGAUGGUGGUGGAAAGGAAGCAGGUGCUAUAGAGCCGGCAGGACGAACGGACGAGGGGGAAAAGGAGAGCAAGGGGAAGAGACCUGCAGGACAGCUGAUUACAGAAGGGGUUGUUGAGGUUGCAGUGACAGGCGAGGGAGAAGAGGGAGAAGGAGAAGGAGAAGGAGUUGUUCCAGGUAAACAAAGUGAAAGAGAAGGCAAAGUCGGUGACAAGGAAUGGGGUGAUGCGAGCUUGCAGGGGCAUGGCGUGGGGGUGGUUCCUGUGGAGAUGAUAGGGGCGGAUGGGGGUGAGUCAGAGGAGCGAGGGAUGGGAGUGGAGGCAGGAGAGGAAGGAGAGGGCGUGGUGGAAGUGGAAGGUAAGGAGGAGCACGAGGAAGGGGAGGAGAAGGGAGGCUACAUUGCAGCUGCUGAUGCUGGUGCUGCUGCUGGUGCUGCUGCUGGUGCUGCCACUGCUACUGUGGCUGCUGCUGCUGCUGCUGUUUCUCCUGCUGACAGUGCGUCUGAGUCCAAAGCCCUUGUCAGUAGCAGCAGCAGGGGCGCAGCAUUGAAGGGAAUACUGAAGCUGGGCAAGCGGCCGAGGGCAGACACAGAGAGAGGAGCAGGCAAUAACGAGGAGGAAGGCAGCCACAAUUUAAAGCAGGGACGGGACAUUGGAGCCACAGGAGCAGCAGUAGAAGGAGCAGGAGCAGGAGCAGGAGCAGCAGGAGGAGGAGGAGGAGCAGCAGCAGCAGCAGCAGGAGUAGGAGCAAAGGAGGGCGAUGGUAGCACGAGGGAGAGUGGCAUGGAUGGGGUGAGGGAGGGGCGGAGGCAGAGGCAGCGCAGGGUGAGGUUCGCCCAAGGAGUGGUUGGUGGGGAGGAAGAGGAAGGCGAGAGCCCCUUAGGGAGCUUAUUCCGCAUGGGGUGGCAGGGGCAGGGGCAGGGGCGGGGGGGAGGGAACGGUGGCAUGGGUUCGGGGUGUGGAGGGAAAGGAACGAAGGACGAUGGAGGUGCGUGGGGAAGGGGAGGUGGGUGGGGAGGUGGGGGAGCGUGGGCGGGGGGGAAGAGGCGGCAGAAGAUGGGCGUGGGGCAGAGGCUGCUGGGGUUGAUAUGUGGGCAGAUGAGCCGGGCUAAUGUUAGUGGGGCUGGGCCUGGGGGAGGAAUGGCCAAGGGGGGAGGGGGCGGUGUGCAAGGACAAGGGGUUGUUGCUGAUGCUGAUGUGGAUGGUGCAGCAGGGAGUGGACGAAUGGAUGCCACUGCUGCUACAGCUACAGAUGCUACAGCUGCUACAGAUGAUACAGAUGCUACAGAUGCUGCGGUUGCUUUAAAUGCUACAGAUGCGAUGGAAGGAGCUGAGGAAGGUUCCAAGGGCGCUCAGGGCAUGCAGGAAGACACAUCAGUGGAGGGAAACAGAGGGGCUGCAAGAGGGAAGCAGCAGGCGGAAGCAAACAAGGGGUUAGGUGGGAAUGGAGGUGGUGGUGGAGUGAGGGAGCCUGGUAGUGCAAUGGUGGUGGGUGGGACGCCCGGAAGGAGUGGUGGAGAGGGGUUGGAAUCGGUGAGUGUCGGCAUAUCUGGUCCAGGGAGCAGCGGCGCGGCUGGAGAGGCAGAGCAGGGGACGAGUGAUGGGGGCAGUGGUUGGGGCGGGAAGGGGAGUGGAGGAGGGGGGAGGGGACGAGGGGGACGCGGAGGAAAUGGGAGCGGAGGAAGGGGGAGUGUUAGCCGUGUGCCAGACCACGUGCGCAACCCACACAAGUACACGGCUUAUGAGGUGGACUGGUGGGCUGGGGGGUGGGGUGAAGGGGGCCCUGCAGGCGAGCAUGGGGAAGGGGCCAGUGCUGGGGGGAUGGGGGAGAUUAGGGGGAACGGGGGGAAUGAGGAGAUGGGGGAGAUAGGGGAGUAUAGAGCAGCUCUGCAGCAGACUAUGGCUGUGAGGCAAGGGGGAGCAGGCAGACUGGGGGACUCUGGUGGUGGAGGAGGUGGAGAUGUGCGGGGGGGGGGUGAGACAGGUGAGGGAACAGUGAGCGGCAAGGCAGGAGUAGCAGUAUCAGGGGCAGGGGGAGGAGCAGGAGUGGGAGCAGGGGCAGGAGUGGGACUGGGAGUAGGGGUUGAAGGUGGGUUGCCGAAGCGAGUUGUGUUUGUGAGGCGCACGGAGAGGCAGGCUGGUGCAGGCCGGAAGGACAGGCACGACAAGCACGACGACAUGCAAGUUGACGGAGCUGCUUCUGCCGCUGCUCCUGCUGCUGCCGCUGCUGCUGCUGGUAGUGGCGAUACUACUGGUGCAGGUGGGGAUGUGGGUGGGGGUGGGGGGACAGGUCCUCUUGGCAUAGCAGCAUCUGGUAUGCUGGAUGAUGCUGAUGCCACUUCCAUUCUUGAUGCGGACAUUGCUGCUGCUGCUGCUGCUGCUGCUGCUGCUGCUGCUGCUGGUGGUGCUGCUGCUGCUUCUGAAAACGAAUCAGUUGCUGUUUCUGCGACUGCUGGUAGAACGGGCACCAAUGGUGCUGUUGAUUCUUCCAAGGACGUGUCUGCUAGCCCUGCAGCCACAGGGGAUAAGGAGGGGCCUGGGACACGGCCAGCUAAGGGAGGGUUCAAGAUGGGCGGAGGAAAGAUGGGCAGGAAGAAUUUUCGCAGAGGAAGGGCAGUGGAGGAAGACGCAGAAGGUAUGCAGGAGGAGAGUUGA
Messenger RNA from Closterium sp. Naga37s-1, 3948 nucleotides. The record is from the annotation of a GenBank genome assembly. NCBI's taxonomy places the organism in Eukaryota, Viridiplantae, Streptophyta, Zygnematophyceae, Desmidiales, Closteriaceae.